AUGUUUGUCGUUGCCGGCCAAUAACUGUGAUCCAGGCAUCCAGCUCAGCCCAAAAGCCUUCAAACAAUAAAAAAACGACGUUUUUCUAGCUAUCCUGUCUUCUUCCCUCUCCGAUGUCCGAUCGAUCAGUUGGAAUUUGGAACUUCGGUACUCUUCCGUGUCCGCAGCUUCUCUGUCUCUAUUCGCCGCUAAUUGAGCUCAGCUUCCCCAAAUCCAUUGAAACCCUAGGUUUUCUUCCGCAGAGAUGAAUCUUUUCUACUCAGAUAGAUAGCAAGGUCAAUCUUCGUCAAUCGAUUUCGCCAAGGAAAGAAAAAAGGAGGAUUUUCUUUUAUUAAUUCAUUGUUGUUGAGUAGAGAGAGAGAUGGCAAUUUUGUAUGCUCUGGUUGCGAGAGGAUCUGUGGUUUUGGCGGAAUUCAGUGCGACGUCGACAAACGCGAACGAUAUCGCCCGAAAGAUACUGGAGAAGAUCCCGGGCACCAACGACAGCCAUGUAUCAUACUCGCAGGAUCGGUAUAUUUUCCAUGUCAAGAGGACCGACGGCCUCACUGUUCUAUGUAUGGCAGGCGACACCUUAGGAAGGAGAAUUCCUUUUGCUUUUCUAGAAGAUAUUCAUCAAAGAUUUGCGAGGACUUAUGGCCGUGCUGUUCAUACAGCUCUUGCUUAUUCCAUGAAUGACGAAUUUUCAAGGGUUUUGAGUCAACAAAUGGAUUAUUAUUCAAAUGACCCUAAUGCAGAUAGGAUAAACCGGUUGAAAGGUGAAAUGAGUCAGGUUCGCAAUGUUAUGUUGGAGAAUAUUGAUAAAGUUUUAGACAGGGGAGAUCGCUUGGACUUGCUGGUGGGCAAGACUGAGUAUAUGCAAGGAAAUACUAUUCGUUUCAGAAGGCAAGCUCGUCGUUUUAGGAACACUGUGUGGUGGAGAAAUGUCAAGCUCACGAUUGCAUUGAUUUUGCUUCUCUUGAUCAUUAUUUAUGUCGUGCUUGCAUUUGUUUGCCAUGGGCCAACAUUGCCUUCAUGCAGGAAGUGAACACAGUGCUGUAUGCUGAAUGAUGCUCUGUUGUAUUGGUGAAUAUGAAGCCUUAUUUAUAAGUUCCCACUUUAUCUGUUGUUUCAACUCUCAAGUUAUCGGUAAUUGGACAUAUCUGAGUGGCCCUUUUUAUGGAGGGUUGAAUUGAAUUUGAUUGUAUGCUUGUUGAGAAGUCCAUGGCUUGGAUAUUGGUUUCUGGAAAAUUUUCUUUGUUUCGUCAAGUUGUGUUGCUGGCUAGGACAAUGGGUAGGCUCAUCCAAUUGGUGUAAAUGUAAUAUUUUAGGUUUUAUCAAUUGGAAGGCUCAAACUGAUCAAGGCAAAAAGGAUCUGUCAUUUAAACUAAUCGAAUGUACUUAGUGUCAUAUAAUUAGAUAUAUUUGUCCAGACCUAAUUGUCAUCACCAUGAUAUAAAGUGAAUGUCUGAUCAUUUUUUUCCUCA
This is a messenger RNA of Nelumbo nucifera (sacred lotus), 1463 nucleotides long. Its product is annotated as vesicle-associated membrane protein 711-like. Gene Ontology annotation, cellular component: membrane. Gene Ontology annotation, biological process: vesicle-mediated transport. The record is from RefSeq and is a predicted model, not a curated record. Lineage: Eukaryota; Viridiplantae; Streptophyta; Magnoliopsida; Proteales; Nelumbonaceae.